GUGACCAUAAAUAUAUCCAUGUGUGUGACGUUCACAGUACAGAUUUCUGAGUGUAAGGCUGUUUAUAGAUAUUAGUUGGGACAUCUUAUGGCAUUCAUCAUAAAACAGUUAUACAUAGUGUUUAUUGUAUAUGAUUUUGAAAUUUCUUAGUAUGGAUAUCUUAUAUGUAUAACGUGCGACUGUACUGUACAACUGUGAUGCAACUACUACGAGUAGUACUAGAGUAGAGAGUGAAACUUGUUUUGAAAGGUGACAGUGAAGUAUACAAUUGAAAAGGUUUAAACAAAAAUUAAGUUGUUGCUUUUUAAAUUGGAAAUGGAAGAAGAUGCUAGUCUUGAUGAUUGGGUCACAAUCAAGGAUGAUUUGUUUGGUCAAGAAGAUGUUGCCUAUAGGAAAGAUUUAAAUUUCAUUGUUGAGUGGAAUGAAAUUGAAAAACAACUGGCUAUUACAUGUACUGAAGGAGCAAGAAAGGCCAGUGAUCAGACAUGUAAGUCACAUGCUUGUAUGUUGAGCAUUGCAAGUCUACAAAAUAUACAUCAACAGUUGUCUUUAGUUAAUACAACACUAAAUGAUAAAUUUCCCAAAAUUUGUAAUAAAUCUGGUUUUUUGUCUCAUCUAUUUGGAGUUAGAAGUACUGAAAUACCAGUUAGAGAAAUUGAAGCAUACCUUUAUACUGCCUUAGAUGUUUGUGGGAAGAAAAUGCUUUUUUCUCUUUUGUUUGAAGAAGAAGAAGAUCCAUUGAUAGAUUAUGAAGAAAAUGUGAAUGAAUUUCGACUGCGAGCUCAUGAGAGUAUGGUUAAUAAAGCCUUUCUUGGUCUGAAGGAGAUUCUGGAAUUACGAGAAAGAGCAGAAUCAUUAUUAGAACUAGCUACAGUUUAUGCUUUAGAAGAUGAAGUAGUUGUAAAUAUAUCUGUAGCCCUUUCAGAGCUGUACAAUUUUCAACUAAAACCAUUUUUGGAACUUCGAGAAUUAGCCACUUCCAAAACAAAAAAUGCCCAGUUGCAACUUGAAGACCAGGAUCUUGGAGACAAAGUCAAGCAGCAAGCAGCAAAAGACUUAGAAGAGUGGAAGAAUCAGUACUUUUCUGUUACAGAAGCAAUACAACAUUUGUAUCAAGAUUAUUACAGAAAGACAGUAGAUCUUUUAUCAGGACAAUUAAAGCGAUUGCUGGAAGACAAGAUCAAAUUUGGGAAAUCUACAUUUGAGAUACAAGCUCUUCCUCGUCUUCAAAAAUUAGAUGUCUCUGUUAGCAAAGAAAGACUGAAAUUGUUUAAUACUGUUAAAGCUAUUCGUGAAUAUCAGCGAGAUAAGAUUCAACAACAGCUAGAAAAACUUAAGUUUGAUAAAAACUGGAAAGAAGAAGCACUUAUGAUAGAAUCUGCUGUAUAUGAAGCCCAGAUAAGUGUUUUUGACAGUAGAUUAGAUAUACUUCAGGAGCAAGAAUGUCUUUUUAAGAAACAACUGUCAAUCGUACAGAAAGCAACACAAGAUGAAUUAGAUGUUGGGAUAUUCCACGAUGCCAUGGAGUACUUUGACGAAGGUGCUGAAGAAAAACCAGUACCUCAAGCUGACCCCAAAAUUAUCAAACUGAAAGCAAAAUUAAAUAGUGUAUACAGGAAAAGAGCUGCUAUCAGAAAUCGCAAGAAAGCCUGUAUAGGUCACCUGCAAAAGAAAAAACAAAAAGUAUAUGCUGAAAGAGAACAGUUUGGAAAACAUCACUCUGCUCAGAUGAAAAAAGCUGAGCGCCAGAAGCAAGAUGAAGUUGCAAAAGAAAAAAUGAGACAAGAACGAAAAAAGACCCUGAAAAGACUGAGGGCCUAUAGACAGAAGUGCCAGCAAUCUGAUACCAGUAGUAGCUCUCUCUCUCCAAGCUUUAUAGGAGAAAUUAUUCAUGUGAAUGCUAAAGAUGAAACUGUUGCAGGGAAUGAACUUUGUGAAAGAAUUGGAGAAAAAACUAUAGUGAUGGUGGAUAACCUUAAUGAAAAUUAUGAGUUACCUUUGCCUCCCCCACCUCCAGUUGAUGCAUUAUACUUCUCUCAGGAACAACAAAAUCUCCCUCUUCCACCUCCACCAGACCCUGAUGAUCAGAAUACAUUUGAGAAUGGUGCUGCUUUCUGCUCCACUUCACAAGGUCCUGACAUUGAGACUAAAUCAUACUUUCUUCCACCUCCUCCACCACCACCACCACCUCCUCCACCAUUGUCACACACUUUAUUUCUGCCAUAUGAGACAAAAGAGCAGAAAACAGAUGGAAUUGUUACAAAGAAGAGUGAAUCUUUACUGAGUGGGAUCUCAGGACUUGACUUAAAUGAGCUUCUGGCUGUCAGAAGCAAUCUUCGUAAAACAAUUCCAUCAAUCAGCCAUUUAAAGGGAGAAAAACGAACUAAUCGUUUUGAGCCCAGAUGGAAAUCAAGUGAUGCUGACUUAUCAACAGUUUUGCUUGCUACCCUUGAUCGUAUACGGAAUGUAACUCGUGACUCUGACUUGUCUGAUGACUCAGACUCAAGCACUGAAUUUGAAUGAAGUCGCAUGUUUUAAUUAUUAGUUUUUCUUUUAUUGUGAGUAGUAUUCUAAAUAUUGUUAAAGCCUCUUUAUAGUUUUUAAUUUUUUAUAAUACAGUAUAAAAAAUUUGAGUAAGAGUAUAUAUGUGACAAUAUGAAAUUGAAAUAAAUUUCCAAUUUGGAGAUCAUUAUUAAUUUCAAUGAUUUGAUAUUAAUUAUUAUGUUAAAAAUGUGUGAACAUAUAUAACUUGUACAUUUAAGGAAAUUUUCUAAAGCUAUACAGAGAAAAUUUUAGGUUUGGAAAGUGACUGUAAAGAAAUAUUCUGAAUUACAAUUUUGACUUAUUUAACAGUUUUUUUAUUACUCGGUAUUUGACUUCAUUUUUGUGUCUAUCUCAAUUUAGAUAUGUCAGACUAAGUAAAUAUGUAAUAUGUGAACUAUGAGGAUUAUAUAUGCACACACACACACACACAUCACUUUAGGACACAACUAUAUAUAAAGGCACACACACGUAGUUUUUGGAUGUAAAUUAAAAAAGUUUUUUGUGUUACAUUUUAUAUAUAUAU
This is a messenger RNA of Limulus polyphemus (Atlantic horseshoe crab), 3067 nucleotides long. RefSeq names its product junction-mediating and -regulatory protein-like. Gene Ontology annotation, biological process: Arp2/3 complex-mediated actin nucleation. Gene Ontology annotation, cellular component: cytoplasm. The transcript has 9 exons. The record is from RefSeq and is a predicted model, not a curated record. Gene Ontology annotation, molecular function: Arp2/3 complex binding. Lineage: Eukaryota; Metazoa; Arthropoda; Merostomata; Xiphosura; Limulidae. Bases 316 to 2523 code for a protein of 735 amino acids.